Molecule: messenger RNA, 663 nt
Organism: Guillardia theta CCMP2712
Lineage: Eukaryota; Cryptophyceae; Pyrenomonadales; Geminigeraceae
Exons: 9
Coding region: 1-663 (220 amino acids)
Source: RefSeq, a predicted model, not a curated record
AUGCAUGGCAAGGGAACACUUGUCUACCCUAAUGGCGAGAAGUACGAAGGAGACUGGCAAUGGGGCAAGCGCCAUGGCUUCGGGCGAAUGCUCUUCCCUGAUGGGUCGCGAUACACAGGAGACUGGGUGGACGAUCGCGUGCAUGGUCAAGGAGAGCACAUCUAUGCCAACGGGAAUCGAUACAAGGGAGAGUGGGUGGACGGGAGCAUCACUGGAGUUGGCGUCUUGACCUUCGCUGACGGCGAGAGGUACGAGGGCGAGCUGCGAGAUGGCCGCAUGCAGGGACGCGGCACGUACGUCUACGUGAACGGAGAUCGGUAUGAGGGAGAGUGGAAGGACGACAGGAGGCACGGCCAGGGAACGGUCGUGUACAUGUCGGCUGAGGGCAAGGUGGUGGAGAAGUACGAAGGAUCUUGGAACAUGGGCAAGAUGCACGGGUGGGGUAAGUAUCUCUACGCCGACGGUGGAGUCUAUGAAGGAGAGUGGGUGGACGGAAAGAUGCAUGGAAGGGGAACAUACGUGUUUGCCAACAAGAACAGGUACGAGGGCGAGUGGGUGGCAGACGUCAAGGAGGGAUACGGAGUUCUCAUCUAUGUCAAUGGCGAGAAGUACGAAGGCUCCUGGAAGAAUGACAAGUCGCCCUGGAGCAACCCCGAGCUGUGA